AUGACUACAAACGAGUCUAAUGAUACAGACGAGUUGGAGUUUCACGUUCGCGCGGAUAUAUCGAGAGAGGAAGAUAUUCUAGAAGAAGAUAGCUUAUCCAUUCAGACUAAUCAUCAUGGUAUCAGUAGACCAAGUAAGAGGAAUAGGGAUAAUGAUAUGGAAGAAGUUUGGACCACCGUGCAAAGGAAAGGCAAGCGUUUCGCUCUGGCAGGGGAUUCAAAUGGUAAUAGCGAAACAAGAGAACAGAAGAUUGAGGUUUGCAUUAUAUGUAAGGAACAACUUCCAAAACAAUUUAAACUAGCGAAAUUGCUAAGAGCAGAAAAAAUACAAAAUGUUGUGCGGGUUAAGUAUAUUAAUUCAUAUAAAGUACUGAUUGAGUUUGAUAAAGAAGAAAGUGCAGAAGAAUUAGUAAAUUCAAAAUAUUUCAAUGAAAUGGGAUACAAUACUUAUAAAACAAUGGAAAUUAAUCGAGUAUAUGGAGUAAUUAAAGAUAUUGAUUUGGAUCGUUCAGACGAAGAAAUUUUAGAGAGUUUAUAUAGUACUACAAAGAUUUUGGAAAUUAAAAGGCUUAAACGCAAAAAUAAAUAUGAUGGAAGAUGGGAGACAAGUGAAGCGAUGAGAAUCUGCUUUGAAGAAAAAAGAAUUCGCGAACUAAUGUCAGAAUUUUGUUGCACAUAUAAAAAAGCUUUAACAAUAUAUGUGCCGCCUAGUCCUCCUCCAUUGCCUGUUAUAGUAGAGAAAUCCUUCCCAACAAUUAGUAAUGAUCAAGUUAUAACAACGAAUGUUCCUUUAGAAGUCGAGGCGGUUAUAGAAGAGUCUAUUACUUCAAAGUCUUAUGCUGAAGCAACAAAAGUAUCACAUAAAAAGUCAAAGAAGAAAUCAACUAGUAAUACGUCUACAUCUAAAUCAGUUAAAGCGAACAAACAAAAGACAACAGAGAACGUUAAUCUACAGAUUAUAGAAGACAUAGAAUUUUUAUCGGAACCAGAGAGUAAUCUAAAUGAAGAAGAGUUGGGACAACAACAUGAAGAUGGAGACAAAAUCCAAAAUAACGAAGACGACAAAUGGAAAGUGUUACUUCAAAAAUUAAGGGAAAAGAUUGUGGAUAAUACUUUAAAAUGGGAAGAAAAGUUGAAUGCAUGCAUUAAUAUAAUAUACAAAUAUGUGUUAACAUUUAUUAUUAAAUAUAUUACAAACUGGUCAUGCUUUAAACUCUUUACGGAACAUGGAUCU
Messenger RNA from Brenthis ino (lesser marbled fritillary), 1233 nucleotides. The record is from the annotation of a GenBank genome assembly. Lineage: Eukaryota; Metazoa; Arthropoda; Insecta; Lepidoptera; Nymphalidae.